AUGUUCCAUGUCUUUGACCCCUUGGGCAGUAACGCGAACACUCACCUCAUAGUCCUGCACAUGGCACCAGCGCCAUUCUCAGUUGAGGACGCAAGGAGCUCUCUUCUUGAGGAUGGAUUCUACCAUUUGGUUGAUCCAGAGCAGCCGGAACGGAACGUCGAGAUGGAGCCGGAGGACUUUGCUCUUGCCUCCGAGUACGGCCUGAAUUUCUGCAAGCUGAAAGUCCUUGAUGAUAUGGUUAGUGAAUCACGGUAA
Molecule: messenger RNA, 255 nt
Organism: Penicillium canescens
Lineage: Eukaryota; Fungi; Ascomycota; Eurotiomycetes; Eurotiales; Aspergillaceae
Exons: 1
Coding region: 1-255 (84 amino acids)
Source: RefSeq, a predicted model, not a curated record